Messenger RNA from Drosophila takahashii, 461 nucleotides. RefSeq names its product enhancer of yellow 2 (gene e(y)2). The record is from RefSeq and is a predicted model, not a curated record. Gene Ontology annotation, biological process: positive regulation of DNA-templated transcription; poly(A)+ mRNA export from nucleus; regulation of transcription by RNA polymerase II. Lineage: Eukaryota; Metazoa; Arthropoda; Insecta; Diptera; Drosophilidae. Gene Ontology annotation, molecular function: chromatin binding; transcription coactivator activity. Gene Ontology annotation, cellular component: nuclear pore; DUBm complex; SAGA complex.
GGAGAAGAGAAGACGCGACGCCCCGAAGCCUCAAAAAAAUGACCGUUUCCGCCGCAGUGGACCAGUACACGGUGCUAACGGGUGACCGCUCCAAGAUCAAGGAUCUCCUGUGCAGCCGGCUAACCGAAUGCGGUUGGCGGGAUGAAGUGCGUCUGAUGUGCCGCUCCAUUCUGCUGGAGAAGGGUUCGAAUAACAGCUUCACCGUGGAGCAGCUCAUCACCGAGGUGACGCCCAAGGCACGCACCCUCGUUCCCGAUGCCGUCAAGAAGGAGCUGCUCAUGAAGAUCCGCACCAUUCUCACCGAAAACGAGGAGGAGGAGGCCGAGGAGCCGGAGGAGGAGUCCUAAAAUCCACCACAUCCCUGAUUUCCACUAACUUGCUAACCACUACAGUAAUUACUCUCGUUUAUUUGUACGGUUUUAUACAUAAAUCCCAUAAAUCCAGGGAGCAUUAUCCAUCGA